GUGUACAAAAGGUGUGAAGGAAAGAAAGAUAUGCACCCUGCAUCAGAUUAUGAAAGGCGUUUUCUGAUGCAACAUAAUGGCACGAGCUCUCCGCAAAAAGUUUUUUCUCCAGCUAAUUCGCCUCGAGUUACCCCAACGAAGUUUCGAGCUGAUGGUGGGGACCGUUAUAUUCCACUGAGACCGGCUAGUAAUGUAGAGUGGGAGACGAAGUUUGCAUCAUUAGCACCUGUGGCUCAGUCGUCUCCAGAAGCUCCAAACCAAUUUAAGCGGCCAGCCGUAAAUUCUGAACGUUCGUCUCCGUCGAACAGCAAUAGUUCUGCAGUAGCAAAUUCCAGCCCAGUCUCCACCACCUCUGGUAAUGCGGUCCCUGUUCUUGAAGAUACACGAGUUGAUUCUGCAGCUCAUCGUGCCUUACUUAGCAAUGAACUUUUGCAUGAUACGAUUGACGAUAUACGUGUAAGCAGUUCUUCCAGUUGUCUUUUCAAAUUUUUUGUUAAGGUGGUGCAGAAAGAACUUGAUAGUUGUGACACUGUGCGAAGUAAAUAUAGUCCAGCGAAAGGGCUAUUCAAAUUUGGCCAAAAAACUCCAACGAAGUACGGUGACGCAUCAACUAGUAGCCAUGCCCGGCGGGCCUUGUUUAGAGGUCCUCUUAGUGAGGAUAGUCAAAGAUUAUUAAAGUCUCCCAGGAAACCCCAGAGGAAAGUACCAAAGAAUCCUUACAAGGUUUUGGAUGCCCCUGAACUUCAGGAUGAUUUUUAUUUGAAUUUAGUGGAUUGGUCCUCGCAAAAUAUGCUUUCUGUUGGGUUGAGUACAUGUGUUUAUUUAUGGAGUGCUUGUAACAGUCAGGUUAUUAAACUUUGUGACUUAGCUGCUGAGGGGGAUACAGUUACUUCUGUACAGUGGGCUGAUAAGGGUGAGUUACUAGCUGUGGGAACAAAUAAAGGAAAUACUCAGAUUUGGGAUAUACACACGCAAAAGAAGGUGUGUGGUCUGAAGUGGUCUCCUGACCGACAGUUUCUAGCAUCUGGUGGGAAUGAUAACCAGCUUUUAGUUUGGAGUCUGAGGAAGAACGAACCCUUCCAGAUGUACAAGGAGCACAAUGCCGCAGUGAAGGCUUUGGCUUGGUCUCCACAUCAGCAUGGCCUUUUGGUUUCUGGUGGUGGGACUGCAGACCGUUGUUUACGCUUCUGGAACACCCUGACGGGGCAACCGUUACAGUGUAUUGACACUGGCAGUCAGGUCUGCAAUGUGGCGUGGUCUAAGCAUAGCCUUGAAUUAGUUUCUACUCAUGGUUAUUCGUAUAAUCAAGUGAUUAUUUGGAAGUAUCCGUCUCUCCAGCCUGUAACAAAAUUAACGGGUCAUCAGUAUCGAGUUCUUUAUUUGGCAAUGUCACCUGAUGGUGAAUCGAUUGUUACUGGGGCAGGUGAUGAAACCCUUCGGUUUUGGCACGUAUUUAGCAAGAAUGGACAGCAGAAAAUAACGAGGUCGAAACUUAAUCUCUUAACAAGCAUUCGUUAG
Messenger RNA from Enterobius vermicularis (human pinworm), 1518 nucleotides. Lineage: Eukaryota; Metazoa; Nematoda; Chromadorea; Rhabditida; Oxyuridae. The record is from the annotation of a GenBank genome assembly.